This is a messenger RNA of Neolamprologus brichardi, 6100 nucleotides long. It is a transcript of the gene ephb4a, whose product is annotated as eph receptor B4a. Gene Ontology annotation, cellular component: plasma membrane; dendrite. Gene Ontology annotation, molecular function: ATP binding; protein binding; transmembrane-ephrin receptor activity. Lineage: Eukaryota; Metazoa; Chordata; Actinopteri; Cichliformes; Cichlidae. Gene Ontology annotation, biological process: axon guidance; protein phosphorylation; ephrin receptor signaling pathway. The record is from RefSeq and is a predicted model, not a curated record.
UUGAUGCGGUGUUGAAGUCCUUGGUGACCAGCUUACAGUAGUCAGAGCCACGAGCGCCCAACUUUUGAUAUCCAGCGCACAUUCAGUUCGCUGACUUACUCAGAAUACAAAGUAGACGUUUUCUUCCAGUUUUAGUCUAAUUUUUCGAGUAAAACCAGGUCAGCUUAGACCUGUCGCGCAAUAUAUCCCCACCACCUUUCGUUGGGGUUUUUUUUUCCCCGCAGCCAAAUAGUCUGGUUGCUGAAGGAAUUAAAAAAGGAAAUUAAAUCAGACUUUUUUUCCUGGAUAUUUUUUCCGAACGUGGAGAUGUGGAAGAAGGUAUGAAGCGACUGCUAUGUGAGGACUAAAUGUGCAUCUAACAGAUAUGCAGUGAGGUGCCCUGGUUGCAGUCUGCUCGGUCAUCGAGCUUAGGGGGGAGAAUCUUUCUCUUUUUUAGGGGGAGAAGUCGUGUGGUGCACAAAGAGCUUAUUAAGCCGAGCAUACAAGUUUUUUUCUUAACCAUGCAGCCCGUGUGCUGACAGAGGGCUGAGCCUCGCGAGGAGUUGCAGCACCGCGGUUUGUUUCUGCCUUGUGUGUGUGUGUGUUGUUUUUUUUUCUAGACUUUCACCACAACACAAAGUUGGACAAGUUUUGAGCCUGCUUAUAAACGCUCACUGUCAACGGAGCCACGCACGGACAGGCGUUAGUCAAAGUGUGCUUUCUCUCUGCGGCACAGUGUUGAGGCUUUUACUGAAGUCCAAUUUAAAUGCGUACUGGUUUUCGGUCAGUGGGUGCACAGCCGAGCUGCCAGUCGAGUGGCUGCCAGCGCCACUUGGUUUUUAAUUCAAGUCGCUUCAUUUUUCACCUUCUGGUAACGACACCAUGGAGCUGAUAUACCAGAGCAUUGUCCUGCUGGGGUGCAUCUUCCUGGACUGGGCUCUUCUGUCGACUGCAGAUGAAGAGGUCCUGAUGAACACUAAGACAGAGACUUCAGAUCUCAAAUGGACCGUCUUCUCCCAUGCCAAGCCACAGUGGGAGGAAGUAAGCGGUUUAGAUGAGGAGAACAACAGCGUAAGGAUCAAUCAGAUUUGCCAAACGGACAGUUCGUCCAGCCACUGGCUGCGCAGUGGCUACAUCCAGCGACGGGGAGCGUCUCAGGUGUACGUGGAACUGCGAUUCACCAUGAUGGAGUGCUCUUCCAGGAGCACACACCACCGUAGCUGUAAGGAGACCUUCAACCUCUACUACUACGAGGCAGACUCCAACGAAGCCACUGCUACGAACCCACCCUGGAUGGAGAACCCCUACAUCAAGGUGGACACAGUGGCUGCAGACUUUCUACUAAGGAAGGACGGGGAGAAGAAAUUGAACGUGAAGACCUUGAGACUCGGCCCUCUUAAUAAGAGAGGCUUUUACUUGGCCUUUCAGGCUCAGGGUGCCUGCAUGGCUCUGCUGUCUGUCAGGGUCUUCUUCAAGAAGUGUCCUCCCCUGGUCAGUGCUCUUUCCUCUUUCCCUGAGACUAUACCGCGUACUCUUGUGCAAGAGGCACAGGGUGUGUGUGUGGAGCACGCAGCUCAGCAAGGUCCCCGUCCUCGGCCACCUAAGCUCUUCUGCGGGGAGGAUGGCCAGUGGGUGGGCCAGCCAACAACCUCAUGUGCAUGCGUACCAGGAUUUGAACCAGCUGAGGGGUACACGAGAUGCACAGCUUGUCCUGUGGGCCAGUUUAAGUCAGGCAUAGAGGGACAGUGCAGAGGCUGCCCAGGAUUCAGCCAAGCCACCAACAGGGGGGCGUCAAUGUGUGAAUGUCGCCCUGGGUACCUACGUGCCGAAUCAGACACUCCUGACACACCGUGCACUAGAACUCCCUCGGCCCCUCGCGGCAUAAUCCGUAAGGUCAACUUCACCACAGUCACUCUGGAUUGGAAUGAGCCGCUGGACAGCGGCGGCAGAAACGACCUGAGCUACGCCGUCAGGUGCUCUCUGUGCAGGCCACCAAAGGAAGGGUGCCUCCCCUGCGGAGACGGCGUCAGUUACCGGCCUGCGAAAGACGGCCUGUUGGGUCACAGGGUAGAGGUGUGGGGCCUGCUGCCACACACAACGUAUACGUUCACUAUUCAGGCACUUAACGGGGUGUCUCAGCUCAGCGAGAAGGAGCCUGCCAGCGAAAGUGUCAACAUUACUACAAGCCAUGACGUGCCGCCACUGGUGUCUGUGAUUCGGAAGAGCGACUCCACAGAGAGCAGUCUGACUCUGCACUGGUCAGCCCCGACUCAGCCACACUACACCAUCCUGCAGUAUGAGCUGCGCUACUGUGAGAAGAAGGAGCAGCGUAGCGAGGAUCAGUGCCACUCCAUACAGAGUAACAGAAACCAGGCUGUACUGACAGACCUCCGCCGGGCUAGUCAGUAUGAAGUGCAGGUCCGGGCGCGUACCCAGGCCGGCUACGGCAGUUUCAGUCCACCAACCAUUUUCCGCACGCUGCCCGAUGGACGUGACUCUGGCUCCGAGUUCUUGGUACCUGGCAUCUUUAUCGCUGUCGGGAUGCUGCUGCUUGUCACUUUCGUCUUUGUGGCCGCCUACUGCAUACGCCGGCACAGCCGAAUAAAAGAUCCGGAGCUGAGUGACAAAAACAGCCAGUACCUCAUUGGCCAAGGGGUCAAGGUUUAUAUCGACCCUUUCACCUACGAAGACCCUAAUGAGGCAGUGAGAGAAUUUGCCAAGGAAAUCGAUGUUUCCUUUGUCAAGAUUGAGGAGGUCAUUGGUGCUGGCGAGUUUGGGGAGGUGUGUCGAGGACGGCUGAAGAUACCAGGAAAAAAGGAAAACUACGUUGCAAUUAAAACUCUAAAGGGUGGCUACACCGACAAGCAGAGACGGGACUUCCUGUCUGAGGCAUCUAUCAUGGGACAGUUCCAACACCCCAACAUUAUCCAUCUGGAGGGAAUCAUUACAGCCAGCUGUCCAGUCAUGAUCCUGACAGAGUAUAUGGAGAACGGCGCUCUGGACUCUUUUCUACGGCUGAACGACAGCCAGUUCACACCCAUCCAGCUGGUUGGUAUGCUGCGUGGCAUUGCCUCUGGCAUGAAGUACCUGGCAGAGAUGAGCUACGUCCACCGAGACCUGGCUGCCCGCAACAUCCUGAUCAACAGCAACCUGGUGUGCAAGGUGUCUGACUUUGGCUUGUCACGCUUCCUUCAGGAGAACUCCUCUGACCCGACCUACACUAGCUCUCUGGGAGGUAAGAUCCCAAUCCGCUGGACAGCACCGGAGGCAAUAGCCUUCAGAAAGUUUACCUCAGCCUCAGAUGUGUGGAGCUACGGCAUCGUCAUGUGGGAGGUCAUGUCUUUUGGAGAAAGACCGUACUGGGACAUGAGCAACCAGGAUGUGAUCAAUGCCAUAGAGCAGGACUACCGCCUGCCCCCGCCGCCUGACUGCCCCACCCACCUGCACCAACUGAUGUUGGACUGCUGGCAGAAGGACCGGUCGGCGCGACCUCGCUUUGCGGAGCUCGUUAGCGCGUUGGACAAACUCAUCCGCAAUCCUGCGUCGUUGAAAAUAGUGGCUCAAGAAGGAGCAGGGCCGUCCUACCCCCUGCUGGACCAGCGCGCACCUUUAGCUCUCCCGCCGUGUGCUUCGGUGGGUGAUUGGCUUAGGGCCAUCAAGAUGGAGCGUUACGAAGACAGUUUCCUUCAGGCUGGCUUCAACUCAGUGGACCAGCUGGCCCAGAUCACCACACAGGAUCUGCUGCACAUGGGUGUGACUUUGGCUGGCCAUCAGAGGAAAAUCCUUUCCAGCAUCCAGACAAUGACCUUUCAAAACAAGAGCACUGCAACUGUGACCUUCUAGCUGACCUGCCUCUUAUUCUGGACAUGAUACCAGCACACAGGUGCUGCCAAGUACUGAGGGCACUCUGGAUCCUCUUUCUGUGAGCCACUUUGAACACGGACCCGUAAAUGGGAUUGGCGACUUUAUUCGUGACCAGAAAAAAUAGGGAGAAAAAACUAUGGUGUGAACUGUUGUGCAGAGAUUGGCAGGUCUCUGCCACACAGAGGGACCAGGUGAUGAAGCUGUGCGGACUGACUGCUUCUUUAUUUUUUUGUUCUUUUGUUUUUUGCAGUUUGUGGUCAGUGCUUUUACAUCCACCCAAGAUUUGGACUCAGUACAUGUGGUGAACAAAGAGGAACAGCAGACCAGAGUUUACACAGUUCUGUAUUGUCAUGUCAUUACAAAAAAACAAAACAAAACAAAAAAACAAAACUGGUUUGUUGUCCUAAAAUGUCACUUUGAUCUUUCACCAAAGGAGACAAAAAAGACGAGAAGAAAUGCCAAGAUUUUUAGUUUUCGUAUUGUUGUGUAAUUAUGAAUGGGAACCGCUCUCGAUGCCGACCACGUUACUUCAGAGACACCUUUCACAUCAAAACGUGAACAUUUUAAUGUGAGAUUUUACAUUUUGUUGUUCUUUCUCCCCCAUUUGAUUUCAAUAUUACCUCCUCUUUACUCAGGUGUGAUGUGUAAUGCAGACUUUGGAGAGCGCUGUACUUGCUCUAAUCAGACUCCUGAUCUUCCUCAAGUCUGGCUCUCACUUUGCCAGCUCAGCAACAUGUGAGAAGAAAGGCACAGAGACAUAUCAGCACUUUUGUCAUUUCAGAGUGAAUCGUAAUCUUCAGUAACUCCACGUGUUUCUCAUGGAGUGUGGUUGGUUAUUUCUAAUGCUGGUCUUUCUGCUGGCAGCUCAGUUUUAUUAUAGUCGAGCUGAACAAAGACCAAGUGGACUGAGAGACCAUGGAAAACUGUAGAAUUGGUUUUCUUUAUAGAUAAUAACCAAGGACGCAGUCCUGGCCUCAAACUUGUUUUUUCUUGAUUAUAACUGAUACAUUUUUAAUUAUCGUAUUCUGUAUUCUCCAUUUUCCAGUGCCAUUCAUUUGUCUUUGUGAACUAAAAUGCCAUUUUUAUAAAGCAGAAGCCUUUCACGAGUGAUUCAGUUCUGUCUCAUUUGAAUGCACCUUAAAGGGUAACUGAGUAAAAUGUGUCUGCUUUUGCUCUGAAGCGAUACAAAAAGAGGUUCCUAACAAAAAGCACGAAAAACAAUACAUGAACUUAAAUUUACACUCUAGCUUGUAGCCACUUUGGUUGGUUUCACCGGCAGUUUCGCUCUGCAAAACUAGUGAUUCUCAGAGCUGUUGUCUUAUUAGCAGGGCAGCACCUCUCACUUUGCCGGAUGUAAUGUCAGUAAAACAUUUCUGCACUUGCACUAAAAUGAUUCCCUAAAAUUUUGGAAGAGGAAACAAAGCACGGCUACAAACUGAGCCAGUCUGCUCAGCGCAGUGUUUUUGCAUUUCUCAGAAAACUGCCUCACAUACAAAUAUACAGUUAGCAGGCUCGCUGUAUCUGUUGCUUUCACUGUGCAAUAUUAUUGUUACUCAUGACCUGCUCACAACACUUACUGUUUGCAAACGCAGAAGACGUGUCCUUUGGGCAGAGUUGAACUUCCAGCAGAAAGUGCCUGUGCUCCAGGAGCGUAUCUUUGCAUACUUUGUCCAUAUGAAGGCAAACAAAUCUCUUGACACAUACAAGUUUGCACUUUUCAAUCUUAUCCGGGACCUGCCAGGAUUUGCUGACUGAUUGUUGUGCACUACCUACAGCUGGAAGCAAGGACAUAUGAUGGAACAAAGCCUGGACUCUAUGGAUACAUGGAUGCCUCCCCUGUCAGAUAUCCUCUGCCACUACGAUGUAGCAACAUUAACAAGUAGUCCAAAGGCUCUGCUCAGUUUGUCUUCAGUGGGUGUAAAAUAAAUGUCACAUCACUCAUAUAACAUCAAAUACUCCGUUCACUAAAUAUUUGUAGAAUAUCUGUUUACAAGCAGUUUAAGUUACUUCCAUGCUACUUUAGCUAACGCACUGAUGUCGCUGACAUAGUAUCUACAGCACUGAAGACUCGAUGGGUAAAGAUUCCUUAUCAGGCUAAACCCGGAAACGUUGGCUGAUAUCAUUUGGAGUGUAAUGCAGAAUGAUUUCAUGCAGUCCGGUCUGUCCAUUAUGCGGCUUGUAACCAUAAACGUCUGCAUUUUGCAUCAAAGGCGUGUCUUUACUGACAAUAUUCUGGCAUUAAAAAGCAUGAAAAGAC